AUGGCCAAUAACACAAACAGCAUGAACACAAGCACAUCCCACCAAGCCAACCCAACAGCCUCCAGCUCAACCACCACCGCAAACCCUUCUUCAACAACCACCCCAUCCCUCCGCUUCCCUCCUCCGUCAUACCAUUCCCAAACCCUCGUCCGCAACCCCCUCCCCCCCGCCCUCACCACCAUCCACACAAGCGGCACCAUCGUCCUCCCCUACGAUGACAACACCACCUACCAGCCUACUACGCGUUCGCCCAAGAGACCAAACAUCGUCAGGGAGUCGCUAACCGCAUGUGUGGAAUACUGCUGCCUCCCGAGAGUGCCUCCUCCGUCGGAGUGGUCAAGCGACUACUCCUCUUCAACACCGUAUCCUUCCUCGCUGUCUUCGUAUACGACGGAUUCGUAUAGGAGAACGGAGAGUAGCAUGCGCUCUCGAGACCGGAUGAGCGAUGCCGAGCCCGUACAGGCGGAGAAUGUGUCGAAGAAAGAUCUUGGUUAUGCGAAGCAAGAACGGAUGUCUUCGACAAAAGAAGCGGGAAGCGAGUCCUCCUCGUGGCAAUGUUGCAGACGAUGUUCAGAUACCCCCUUCGCCAUCUCGUAG
Molecule: messenger RNA, 597 nt
Organism: Trichoderma citrinoviride
Lineage: Eukaryota; Fungi; Ascomycota; Sordariomycetes; Hypocreales; Hypocreaceae
Exons: 1
Coding region: 1-597 (198 amino acids)
Source: RefSeq, a predicted model, not a curated record